Molecule: messenger RNA, 12229 nt
Organism: Xenopus tropicalis (tropical clawed frog)
Lineage: Eukaryota; Metazoa; Chordata; Amphibia; Anura; Pipidae
Gene: dicer1
Product: dicer 1, ribonuclease III
Exons: 28
Coding region: 362-6034 (1890 amino acids)
Biological process (GO): siRNA processing; regulation of multicellular organismal process; RNA processing
Cellular component (GO): cytoplasm
Molecular function (GO): nucleic acid binding; nucleotide binding; RNA binding
Source: RefSeq, a predicted model, not a curated record
GUGCGGCCGUUCGCAAAUAGGAACUAGCGGCUACCCUGACGGGUUGGGCCUGUGCUGGGCCGUGCUUCUCCCUCAGCAUCUGGAGAGUCAUUGAGCGCACAUCCCUGGCUAAAGCAUGGGAGAGCAACUUGGCAGCUUUGCGUUAUAGACAGUGUGUGCACCGCACCAACUGCGCGGCAUUAAUGAGUUGGACCCCAGGACUGAUGCUUGCCCAUUAGUUGCAAACAAAUAUCAUGGUGUCAGAAUGCAUUUCAUGUGUUAUUGGAGAAUCUUCACACUGAGACGAAAACAACAAGUAGGCAAAUUACAAUGAUUUAAGUCACUGGAUUUAUGAGAGCCCUGCAUUUUGCAGACCCUCAGCAUGGCAGGCCUUCAGCUCAUGACUCCGGCCUCCUCUCCAAUGGGUCCCUUCUUUGGGCUACCCUGGCAACAGGAGGCUAUUCAUGACAACAUUUAUACCCCACGGAAAUAUCAGGUGGAACUACUCGAAGCAGCAUUGGAUCAUAAUACUAUAGUAUGUUUGAAUUCUGGCUCAGGGAAGACAUUUAUUGCAGUACUACUCAGUAAAGAGCUGUCAUACCAGAUCCGUGGGGACUUCAGCAAAAAUACUAAGAGGACUGUGUUUUUGGUCAAUUCCGAGAAACAGGUUUCUCAACAAGUGUCUGCUGUCAGGACCCAUACAGACCUCAAGGUGGGAGAAUAUUCAGAUCAAGAAAAAACACAAUGCUGGGCAAAAGAAAGAUGGUACCUAGAAUUUGAAACUCAUCAGGUCUUGGUCAUGACCUGCCACAUCUUCCUGAACGUUCUGAAAAGUGGGAACGUGUCAUUGUCAAACAUUAAUCUGUUAGUGUUUGAUGAAUGUCAUCUUGCAAUUCAGGAUCACCCAUAUCGAGAAAUCAUGAAGAUAUGUGAGAGUUGCCAGCCAUGCCCUCGAAUCCUGGGUCUAACUGCUUCAAUUUUAAAUGGAAAAUGUGACCCUCGUGACCUAGAGGAAAAGAUCCAGAAACUGGAGGAAAUAUUAAGGAGUAAUGCAGAAACUGCAACUGAUUUGGUUGUUUUAGACAGGUAUGCUUCCCAACCAUGUGAAAUUGUAUUGGACUGUGGGCCAUAUAUUGACAAAAGUGGACUUUAUCAAAGACUUCUAAAUGAAUUGGAUGAAGCCCUUAACUUUCUCAUUGACUGUAAUAUUUCUACACAUUCUAAAGAGAGAGAUUCCACAUUAAUUUCAAAACAGAUUCUAUCAGACUGUCAAACUGUUCUUUUGGUCUUGGGACCAUGGUGUGCUGAUAAAGUUGCGGGGAUGAUGGUGAGAGAGCUGCAGAAGUAUAUCAAACAUGAGCAGGAGGAACUGCACAGAAAAUUCCUUUUGUUUACAGACACUAUCUUAAGGAAGAUCCAUGCUCUUUGUGAGGAACACUUCUCGCCAGCCUCUCUUGAUAUGAAGUUUGUCACACCUAAAGUUAUAAAACUGCUGGAAAUUUUACGCAAAUACAAACCCUACGAACGCCAGCAAUUUGAAAGUGUUGAAUGGUAUAACAAUAGAAACCAGGAUAAUUAUGUGUCUUGGAGUGAUUCAGAGGAUGAUGACGAUGAAGAUGAAGAAAUUGAGGAGAAAGAGAAAACUGAAACAAGCUUUCCAUCCCCAUUCACAAACAUCCUGUGUGGCAUCAUCUUCGUGGAACGAAGAUACACAGCAGUAGUAUUAAACAGGUUGAUUAAAGAAGCCGGGAAGCAAGAUCCAGAGCUGGCCUAUAUCAGUAGUAACUUUAUUACUGGGCACGGCAUAGGAAAGAACCAGCCACGCAAUAAGCAGAUGGAAGUUGAGUUUAGAAAGCAAGAAGAGGUGCUUCGUAAAUUUCGUGCACACGAAACCAACUUAUUGAUAGCUACUAGCAUUGUUGAGGAAGGAGUGGACAUACCAAAAUGCAACUUGGUAGUUCGAUUUGAUUUACCUUCAGAGUACAGAUCCUAUGUACAGUCCAAAGGCAGAGCAAGAGCACCAAUCUCAAAUUACAUCAUGCUAGCCGAUAGUGAUAAAAUUAAGGCAUUUGAAGAGGACCUUAAAACAUACAAAGCAAUUGAAAAGAUUCUGCGGAACAAAUGCUCAAAGUCCAUUGAUUGUGGAAAUACAGAAUCUGAGCCCAUUGUGGACGAUGAUGAAAUAUUUCCACCAUAUGUGUUGAGACAGGAUGAUGGCAGCCCACGAGUUACUAUCAACACCGCUAUUGGACACAUUAACAGGUACUGUGCUAGGCUACCUAGUGACCCAUUUACUCAUCUUGCUCCUAAGUGCAAAACACGAGAGUUCCCUGAUGGACUUUAUCGCUCAACACUCUACCUGCCAAUUAAUUCUCCACUUAGAGCCCCCAUUGUUGGCCCUCCGAUGAAUUGUGGAAGGCUAGCUGAUAGAGCUGUAGCUCUUAUAUGCUGUAAAAAACUACAUGAAAUUGGUGAACUGGAUGAUCAUUUAAUGCCAGUUGGCAAGGAAACUGUAAAAUAUGAGGAGGAGCUUGAUUUGCAUGAUGAGGAAGAAACCAGUGUUCCAGGCAGACCAGGAUCCACAAAAAGAAGGCAGUGUUAUCCAAAAGCUAUUCCUGAAUGUUUACGGAACAGCUACCCCAAGCCUGGUCAGCCUUGUUACUUAUAUGUAAUAGGAAUGGUAUUAACCACUCCUCUACCAGAUGAACUUAAUUUUAGGCGACGGAAGCUGUAUCCCCCUGAAGACACAACAAGAUGCUUUGGAAUACUAACUGCCAAACCCAUACCUCAGAUUCCUCACUUUCCUGUCUAUACUCGUUCGGGAGAGGUGACCAUAUCAAUUGAACUAAAGAAGUCUGGUUUUACAUUAAACUUAGAACAACUUGAGCUCAUUACUAGACUCCACCAGUACAUUUUUUCACACAUUCUUCGUCUUGAGAAACCUGCACUAGAAUUUAAACCCACAGUAGCCGAUUGUGCCUACUGUGUUCUACCUCUUAACGUUGUAAAUGAUUCUGGCACUUUGGACAUUGACUUCAAAUUUGUAGAAGAUAUUGAGAAAUCAGAAGCACGUACUGGUAUACCUAAUACACAGUAUUCAGCUGAAAGUCCUUUUAUUUUCAAAUUAGAAGACUACCAGGAUGCUGUUAUCAUUCCAAGAUAUCGAAAUUUUGAUCAGCCGCACAGAUUUUAUGUAGCUGAUGUAUACACUGAUCUUACACCGCUCAGCAAGUUCCCUUCCCCUGAAUAUGAAACCUUUGCUGAAUAUUACAAAACAAAGUAUAACCUCGAUCUCACAAACCUCAAUCAGCCACUUUUGGAUGUGGACCACACAUCAUCAAGACUUAAUUUGCUGACUCCUCGCCAUCUGAAUCAGAAAGGUAAAGCUCUGCCAUUAAGCAGUGCUGAAAAGAGAAAAGCCAAAUGGGAGAGUUUACAAAACAAACAGAUCCUGGUUCCAGAGCUUUGUGCUAUACAUCCAGUCCCAGCAUCCUUAUGGAGAAAAGCUGUUUGUUUGCCAAGCAUACUUUAUCGAUUACAUUGCCUCCUUACAGCAGAAGAGCUGAGAGCGCAAACAGCUAUUGAUGCUGGGGUAGGAGUCAAAUCGCUUCCUGAUGAUUUCCGAUACCCAAACUUGGAUUUUGGAUGGAAACGAUCUAUAGACAGUAAAACAUUCAUCUCUAAUCAAAGUUCCUCAUCAGUCGAGAGUGAAAGUGACUGCAGACUCAAUAAAACCACGGCCCCUGACAGUGCUGCAAGCUCAGCUGCUAAUUCUGUAAUCUACAUGCAAAUCAAUGACCAAAUGUCUGUGAACUGCACACCACCAUGUCAAAAAUCUCUGAGUCACCUCCAAACAGUUUGCUUCUCAGAUGAUUACAAAGCAAUUAACGGUAUUUCUUGCAAUGGUCUUACCAAUGGUGAUUGGGAAGCAGAAAGCGCUGCAUGUUUCCAAAAGGACGAACGGAUAACCUGCAAACAGGAAAUACCUGAAAAAUCUACCUCGUUUCACGUUCAGAAUUUACCUAAGGAGAACCAGCCCAUACUUAAAGAAUGUACUCUGAGCAACUCUGAUGGAAAUGUCAGCAAACCUACCUCAGAUGAGUGCCCUAGCACCUGUACUUCAGACAUGCAUUAUGAUAGUGGGCUUUCCAAUAGGCACUCUUCAAAAACUCUUGGCCCAAACCCUGGUCUUAUCCUUCAGGCCUUGACUCUGUCCAAUGCAAGUGAUGGUUUCAAUCUGGAGCGUCUUGAAAUGCUUGGGGACUCUUUCUUAAAACAUGCUAUCACCACAUAUCUGUUCUGCACAUACCCAGAUGCUCACGAGGGCCGUCUAUCCUAUAUGCGCAGCAAGAAGGUCAGUAACUGUAACCUUUAUCGGCUUGGAAAAAAGAAAGGCUCACCCAGCCGGAUGGUGGUGUCCAUUUUCGAUCCACCUGUCAACUGGCUUCCCCCUGGUUAUAUUGUUAACCAGGACAAAAACUCUGAUAAGUGGGAAAGUAAUGAAACGUCUGGUGAGGAUGUGAUGGUUAAUGGCAAAAUUGAUGAAGACUUUGAUGAUGAAGAAGAUGAAGAUCUUAUGUGGAGGAAUCCCAAAGAGGAAACUGAUUUUGAUGAUGACUUUUUGGAAUAUGAUCAAGAGCAUAUAAAAUUCAUUGACAGCAUGUUAAUGGGAUCUGGGGCAUUUGUGAAGAAAAUUCCUCUUUCUUCAUUUGCACCCCCUGAUCAGAACUAUGAAUGGAGGGCGCCAAAGAAACCUCCACUGGAAAGUUCUCAAUUUCCCUGCGAUUUUGAUGAUUUUGAUUACAGUUCUUGGGAUGCCAUGUGUUAUUUGGAUCCCAGCAAGGCUGUAGAGGAGGAUGACUUUGUAGUAGGCUUUUGGAAUCCAUCAGAAGAGAACUGUGGAGCUGAUGCUGGAAAGCAGUCUAUAUCUUAUGACCUACACACAGAGCAGUGUAUUGCAGACAAAAGUAUAGCUGACUGUGUAGAGGCUUUAUUAGGCUGCUAUCUGACCAGUUGUGGUGAGAGAGCUGCACAACUUUUUCUUUGUUCUUUGGGCUUAAAAGUGCUCCCAGAAGUAAGAAAGCUUGUUACAAACACAAAUGUCAUUAGUGCAUCAUCAUCUUACCAGAACAGUACCAGAGACAACUGCACUCUUACUGCCAGAACCAACACUGAUCUGUCCUCCUGCAAAGGCAUAGACUACGGUUAUUUAAAGAUUCCCCCAAGGUGUAUGUUUGAGCACCCAGAUGCUGAGAAAACCCUUGACCAUCUAAUAUCUGGUUUUGAAAACUUUGAGAAGAAAAUAAACUAUCCAUUUAAAAACAAGGCUUACCUUCUACAGGCUUUUACACAUGCCUCUUACCACUACAAUACUAUAACUGACUGCUACCAGCGUUUAGAAUUUCUUGGAGAUGCAAUUUUGGACUACCUCAUUACUAAGCACCUUUAUGAAGAUCCACGCCAGCACUCGCCAGGAGUCCUCACUGACCUGCGCUCUGCUCUUGUGAAUAACACCAUAUUUGCAUCACUAGCUGUGAAAUAUGACUACCAUAAAUACUUCAAGGCUAUCUCUCCUGAACUGUUCCAUGUAAUUGAUGAUUUUGUGCAAUUUCAACUUGAAAAAAAUGAAAUGCAAGGCAUGGAUUCUGAGUUACGUAGGUCUGAAGAAGACGAAGAGAAAGAAGAGGACAUUGAAGUCCCAAAAGCUAUGGGAGACAUAUUUGAGUCACUUGCAGGAGCUAUUUACAUGGACAGCGGCAUGUCUUUGGAAACUGUAUGGCAUGUGUAUUAUCCUAUGAUGCAGCCAUUAAUAGAAAAAUUCUCUGCUAAUGUUCCUCGUUCCCCAGUGAGAGAAUUACUGGAAAUGGAGCCUGAAACUGCUAAAUUCAGUCCAGCCGAAAGAACAUACGAUGGAAAAGUCAGAGUGACUGUGGAAGUUGUUGGAAAAGGAAAAUUUAAAGGAGUCGGAAGAAGUUACAGAAUUGCCAAAUCUGCAGCAGCCAGGAGAGCACUAAGAAGCCUCAAAGCAAAUCAAUCUCAGGUCCCUAACAGCUGAGUAUUCCUGCUCUUCACUGCCGGAAGGGAAUUCAUCCCAAAUCCUCCAGAAAGGCAACAGUUCAGAUCAUACUUAUGACACUUUUAAAAUGGAAUUUUGUUAAGAGGAACAAAAAUACAUGAAACACCGUUAAUGAUGAUCAGGCACCUAAUAGACAACUGAAAGGAUGUGCAUUUGGAAGACAAGUCGUAGCCCCCUUCCUCCUGCAGGGCACUGUGGGGGGGAAAAGCAUUUUGUGUUCUGCGCAAACACAAUCUUGUCUUCUUUUCUCACUUUUGCUUUGUUUAAUCACAAGAGUGCUUUACGUCUUUCCCAUUCCUUACUAAGGUCUGCUCUUUUGGGGGGUUUAAGCGCAUAAGGGUUGAACUUGUGCCUCAAAAUACAUGAAUGAAAGUACGUGUGUGGGUAUGUAUAUAUGUAUGUGUAAAAUAUAUAUAUGCAUUAUAUUAUGCACACACACACACACACACACACAUGUAUGCGUCUACAUACAUACCAUUUUCGCACACACAAAUAUAUAAACAGAUGUAUUCUCAGCAGAUACAGAUAUGUAUUUUUCAUUCAUUGUUUUGGAAAUCUCUUUUUAUAAGCUGUACUGGAUAAUCUGGCUAGAGGCAGUACCUCUGCCAUUUUUCCUCCCUGUACACCAUUCAGAAAUGAUGGUAUUAAUAAGCAGCAUUGCACUUAAUUGAGACAGCAUUGUGUGAAGUUGAAUGAGUGACUGUAAAUUUAUUGCAUAAAUAAGGUUUUAGGUGACAAAAUGGGUUAGAGAAUUUUGUUUUUUAUGCCACAAAUAUCUAAUUAUGAGAUUUGGUUAUUUCAUUAGGCUGUCCCUUAAUUCUGUGAGCUUUCAGAUACUGACAGACUCAGCAGAAGGUUCUACAUUUGGAACUGAACCCCUUUAAGUGUUUGAGGGUAAACAUCAUUGAGCUUUGUUGUUCCCCUUGCCAGCACUGAAGAAAAUACUGCUGUAUAAUGACUGAAAUCAUUUUAAUAGAAGGCAAUAGUGGAAAAAUCAACUCUGGAUUUAUUUUAACUUCUAUUCUAAAACUGUAUGGAAAGGAUUCCCAAAGGACAAGCCGAUACUGAUGUGAAUUUUGUGGGUUAUUGAGGUUGUGUAGUUUUGUCUUUUUCAAUGCAAGCUGUCAAUAUAUCAAUGAAAUCUUUAGACAUAUCACACUUUAAAAUAUGCUGCAGAUUUUCUAAUAGUUGGUUACCUAGCAAACUGAGCACCUUUUACACUUGUGAAUAUUUCGACUUUCUAAAAACAUGUGAAAAAGGGCACAGCGUCUCCAACCACCUAAAGCUGUGCUGCGAUGUCAGACAAAAGAGAGAUUAGGUGGAAGAAGAUCUGCCUCUAAAAUAUGUUUGUGAUUUAAGUAGAAUAAGAAAUGCAUUCUUUGUAUUUGGGAUGGGGUGUACUUUUUUUUAGUGUCUAAGUCCAUGUUUUGGCUUUAGAUUUUAUAGACAGUCUUCACUUGAAUACCUCAUUUAUACCCCUUUCCUUCUUCUGCAUGCUUUCUCAUAUUUGUGUCUGUUUGGUGCUAUGUUUUAUAUAUUAUGCUUGAAAUGUGUAUUUUUAUUUGCACUGUAACUAUAUUACCUCUUGAUUUACCUGUUUUCUAAAGAUUAUGGGAUAUGACCUGCUUCCAUUCUGCUAUGUUUGAGGAGGUUCCAAUGCUAAAAGACGAUCUGGCAUUUUGAUGGAGGGAUAGAAUUCUAACCAUUUGAGUAGCUUGAUAGAACUUAAGCUGUUUGUUUGUAUUUUAACUGUUUGGGGUUGAAGAAAAGAAAGGCACUCUUUGUUUCCACAACUUACCAAUAAGUGCAUAUUUCUUUCCCUGAUACUCUAGAGCAAGUGUUAGUAUCUAAUAGUGCCAUGUAGGUAAGGAUUACGUAAGAGAUGCAUUUUCUAUUUUUAAAAUUUCGUUAAGUCGUCUCUGUGCUACAAUGGCGUAAACAACUUAAUAGCCACCCAGUAUAAAGGUUAAUUGAUGUUAAUAUUAUGCCCUUUUCUAAACAUAUAUGGGACUGUUAGGCUUUGCCAGCAAUUAGUCAAUCGACCAUUAUAAAAGUUGCGUACUUAUUUAAGUAGAAAAUGGGGUUCAUCAUUCUUCAGAAUUAGUAAUUAUUUUUUCAUUUUGUUACACUAGAAGUCUAACAGCUAUUGCAUUUUAAUUUUGAUGAGUUUGUCCCAUUAAGUUCUAUCAAGGUAUGGAUUCUGUUACUAAGAAAACUACUACCCAGUGCUGUUUUGGUUGCUAACAUUUACAUGUUAGCAUUGGUGUCUAUUGGCAUGUUUGUCAUUGUGCCAUUACAAAACUUGGUUUCCUUAGCAUUACCCCCUCAGUUGCAGAAGCAGCAAGCAGUUAAUUGUACCCAACACAUUUUUUUUAUUAGGGUUAAUUUGUUUUCCUUUUCUGCACACAUAGCCUUUGUAGUGUUUAGCAAUGUGUAAUUAUGUUUAUGGUCACUGUAUUACUAAUUCUGUCAUAGAACCUCUUAAACCAUUUGUAAUGUUUUUUGGUGGCUGGUGUUCAGGUAAAGCUGCCCCUAUACAUGAAUACUGGGGGUGGGGUGCAUUGACACUGCUAUACAAUCUAGAAAUAAUUAUCUGUUGAUCAGAAGAUAGCUUGGAUUUUGUUAGGAAGAACACUCUUCUGUCCUGUAAGAUAAUGUUUGUACAUUUGUUUCAUCCUUGGAAAUCUGCUGGAUGGAACUUGCACAGAGCAGCUUAUCCUUAUAUAUUGGUUGUCUGAGCAUAAUAUAAUGGGUUUGAUGAUUGCACAGCUCAGAUUUACACUGCAGACUGUUCAAAGAACUGACUGUAAAUUAAAAAAAAAUACAAUAAUUACUUAAAGUGAUAGUGACUUGUUUCUGUUAGGGGCAGGAAUUGUAUCAGUACUAAGGUUAAUUAAGGUUAGGCUAUUUGUUUUUUUCUAAUUGUCAACCCCCAGAUCAGUUUUACCUAAAGGGACUCUGAAAUGUUCACUUCAAAGCCUACAAAGAGCUAGUUUUAUCAGUCAAGCUGGACUGGUGGUGGCACAAUCCUCAUUAUAGUAUUGCAUACCUUUGUGCUCCAGACUGACACCGCUAUCUCUGUGGGUUGAUGAAUUAAGCAUAUGGGAAAGCAAGGAACUGGGCCUUUGGGGUGAUCUAGAAAGAAAUAAUGUUGUUUUUCUUUGGAAGUGAUGCUGAUACAAUACCAAGUCAUUGCUAGCAAUGUGUCUGUAUCACUUUAAAUGGUCUAUUAGAAAAAGUGUCCCCUUUUGUUGCAUGAUUUAUAUUUGCCAAUUUGGAUAUGAAAGAACUGGAAAUAUGGAUCCUCCUUUUCACCCAGGCUUUUGAGUAGUACAUUCCUCUAAUAUAAAAUGUUAGACGUAUUGACUUACAUUGCCAGCACCUUUAUCAAAUAUACAUUUUCAGCCAACAAUGGGGACAAUUUUUUUUUCAAAUCGAGCCAAUCCAUUUAGGGAUUUGUUCUAAAUGCUCUUUAUCUCCUUUUAAUCUGAUAUCUUUUUUUUUUUUUUUUUUCAGUGUAGGCCAGGUUCCAUUACUAGAAAGCUUUGUUUCAAAGGGCAAUGCCGCCUCCAUAUUAACUUUUGGUAUGGACUUUACAGUGGUAUUUGUAUUUUUUCUGCAGCUCUCAGGCUUCGGUUUUAAUUACAGGUGUGGGACCUGUUAUUCAGAAUGCUCGGUACCUGGGGUUUUCAUGAUAAGGGAACUUUCCAUAAUAUGGGUCUCCAUACCUUAAAGUGAUACUGACACCAAAAAAUUUCUUUUAAAAAUAUGAACCUACUUCCAAACCUACCUAUAGGUCAUGUUGACUGUUUUUUCCUAAAAGUUCUGUUUCUCUACAUAAAUCCUACUGAAGAUCCUGAACCUGACUCUCUGGCAGCCCGACUGUAGCUUCUCAAUCUGUGAAAAGGACUAAAAUCUGCAAAGUGAAAACACUUUGCAGAUUUAGUUUAUAAGUAAUUUAAAGCUGAUACAGAUUAAAACACAACAGCAGGUGUAAAAAAAAAAAAUAAUUGGCUGUCAGUAUCACUUUAAGUCUCCUAAAAAUCAUUUCCAAAUUAUAUAAACCCAAUAGGAUUGUUUUGCCUCCAAAAGGGAUUAUUAUCCGUUUGGAUAAUGUACACUAUGCAGAGAAAAAGGAAAUAUUUUUUACAAAUUAGAAUUAUUUGUUGCAAAUUGAGUCUAUUGGAGAUAACCUUCCUGUCAUUCAGAGAUUUCUGGAUAACAGAUUAUAUACCUAUGCUGUCUUAAGCCUAGUUAGGGCUUAAUUACACUAGCAACCGGGCAGCUUUGAAAUUGGAAUAGUAGAUGGCCUGACACCCAUUUUAAUUUUUUUCAGACUAAGAGGCAAAUUAUAGGAUCAACAUCUUCAAAUUGGUCCUUCUAUAAUGUACUAAAUGUUAGGUGAACUUCCCCUUUUAAGAUUUGUUGCUGCGAGGUGGUGCAAUGCAAGGUUAAACCCUUUGCACUCUUGUUAAGAAGCUGCCCCCUAAAGUUGUGACAUUUGGCAGGAAAUGUAUAUUGUAAAAUUUAUUCUUAAAUACCUUGGUUUUACAGUAACAUACGGAACAGCUGUAACUAUGCUGCAUACAUAUUGUGUAGCUAAUUAUUCUAGAUGUUAUUUUGCUCUAUUUCUUAUGUAGCACAAAUCACCAUUGCACUUGGUACCAUGCUUUACCUCAUUUCAGCAUAAAUAUAUGCGUAACGGAGAGGGUAUCCUGUCUUGCGGCUUAUGCUGCCAUUUGUAUUUGAAAAUAGGAGAAUUGUGAUGCCUGGAUUGUCAUUUGUUAAACACCAAACAGCAGUAUACCCUUUCAUUAAUGUUUUCAUUAAUGUGGCAUUUAUCAUUUAACAAAUCAUCUGAAUAUUGUUUGUUAGAUUACAAAGGGACACUAUCAUCCAAGUGAAAUGUUUGUGUUUGCAAGCCUUAUGUAACGGGCAAAGAAUGACUUACGUGUUUACAGUCUGUUUCUGCUUGCAUAGGAAGAAUCUUCUUGUGACAUCUACUUCCUUCUUGUCACAAAACUGCAGUCAUCUUGCAUUUAAAGACCUUUUUCAUAGAUGAUAUAAGAAUAAGACUGAGGGUUGCCAAAGCCGGCAGAACCAAAGUACCUCACGAUGUGUAAUUUAUUGUGAAAUGGCACAAUUUUCAUGCUGGAAACUGCACAACACUCACUAAAACUGUAAUCUAAAUGAGAUUCUGUGUGAUGAUGUUUCCCUUUAAAAAACCCCUUCCCCCUCCCAAACACACAUUACUAAAAUGACUGCUUUAACUGAGCCAAGAAAUUGCCAAACUAUUAAGAGAAUGGAGGCUGGAGAAUGCAGCACACUCUUAUAUCACUGAUUGCCUGUUACUAAGCUUUGUGAGUUAAAGGGUGAGCUGGAACCCCAAACACAUCAGGCCAAAUCCAUUUAGUCCUAGAGGCUCCUUGGCUUUCAGUUUAGGCAAGCCAUUUGCAGAUGCAUUCCCUAACCAACUUUUAUUAUUUUUAAAUGUGUUUUUAUGGAGUGGAGGGUGAAGGAGCUGUGGUUUGCAUAAUGGAUAUUUUUGUAUUUAUAGAAUUUUGCUUCGGAUGUCAUAUUUUUGGAAAGCAACACUUAAAUAAUUAAGAUAAUUUCGCCCGUUUAUUGCACUUCGCUGUUUCAUAAAGCACCUGUUUUAUAAAAUCCGCUUCUCCCAUUUACAAUUUCAGGACACCCCCAGGCUAUGCAUCCGUAUUUCAUAUUACAGUGGAAAAAAUCAAUUGGACUUGCAAAAAAUUGAUGAAAACUUUUAUUUUUUUGCAAGUUAAGGUCCUUGACAUUAGACACACUAUAAAUAUGGAUGGGUGACCGCAGACUGGCCACAUUGUUCAUGUGCACUCACGCGUUGCUGCUGCAGUAACCAGAUUGGAUGGAGUUUGGGAGCAAGAUGUGAGAAUCUGUAGGCAGUCCUAUUGUAAAUAGCUUAAUGUAAUGUGGGGAGAGGGAAUCGCAUAAAACUGAAAUGACAUUGUUAUUGGAGGACAUUAACUUGUCAGUGUCACAUGCUGCAGCCGUCUCAAGGGACUUUCAUACUGUAAUCCUGCUGCAGGAACCUGCAGUCUGCACCUUAUGGAUCACAAAUACCUUUAAUAGAAUUUUUGUAAUAAUUGUAGCUAAGUAUAUCACCAAUAAAGUUAUGUCUUGGUUGUUCAA